Molecule: messenger RNA, 1604 nt
Organism: Entrophospora candida
Lineage: Eukaryota; Fungi; Glomeromycota; Glomeromycetes; Entrophosporales; Entrophosporaceae
Source: the annotation of a GenBank genome assembly
AAAUUUCCAGUAAACAUGAUUCUGUUGAAGAAGUCGAAACUCCAAAUAAUGAAAAUGAUUAUCCACCAAUCACUGUUUCCGCAACACAUACAAAAAUGUUGCCGCCACCACCUGAAGAAAAUACCGUCCCUUUUCGUAGUAAUUGUAAAAAAGAUUUAUCUAGAAAUCCAAAUAUUUUCCCAAACCAUUAUAAUCUGGUAUUAAUAAUUUCUUCAAGGAUUGAGGAAUUUAAUCGGAGAAAAUUACUGAGAAAAUUGUUAUUCAACAUAAAUGAUAAUUUAAUACCCUGUAUGCAUCAAGAUAAUAAGGAACAACCUUUUCAUAACAUCUAUUAUCAAUUCCUAGCAAAAAGUGAUAAUAACAUUAAAGAUUAUAAGGCAAGAAAAUUUAUAGCAGAAAAAAUGGAAUAUAAUGAUUUGACAGAAAUUACUGAUAACGGUGUUGAUGAUUGGCAGGCCCUAAUGUUAAAAUGGUCUCAAACUUUAAAUGAUGAAUUAUGUAUAUCAUACGACUUCCUGGUGAUUCAAGAUUCCUUAACUUUACCAAAUUUAAUCAAACUUCAAAAGGUCUUAUAUUCGAGAACUUCUUUGAUAGGAAACAACAAUAUAAUAGAUAAACGAAAUUUAAUUUGGGGAUCGUUUAGAACAAAUUUAACUGACAAUAUGUUCACUGUUUUAGGUUCAAAUGUUAUUCCAAAGAUUUUGGAAGUUCCUUUAAUCAGUGAAUCUACAGCUAAUUACACAAAUCUUGUUUCAAGAUUUAGUUGGAUUAUGACAGAUUUAUUAUCAGGUUUAUCAAUAGAACAAAUAAUACCAUGUAAAUCGAGAAUGAAUUUAAACAAAACCAGCACAAUUUUAAAUCGUUACAAUAAUGUUGAUUUAAACAAAAGUUAUAGACCUUCAAUAGCUAUAACAACAAGCAGCUAUUUAUAUUCAGACGAUUGUAUGAAUGUUGCAGGUAUUUUAUCUGCUGAUAAUAAACGUGUUUAUGCUAAUAAACAUGGUUAUGCAUUUGUGGCUAGAUCUACAGAAUACUGGCAACAAACAUUCCGUGUGCGUCAGAAAGUAUGGGGAAAAAUUGAUUUCGUAGAAACUAUAUUACCAUAUUAUGAAUGGGUGGUUUGGUUGGAUAUGGAUGCAAUUUUUGUUAAUCGUACAUUUUCCAUUGAACAAUUAUUUGAAAAGAUUAAAGAAAGAAUGAUUGGAGAAAAUGAUGAACGUGAUUUUAAUGAUAUAAAUUUCAUUGUGGCUAGACCGAUUGGAGAUCACAUGAUAAAUGCUGGCGUAUUUUUAAUUAGAAAUACAGAUUGGAGUUUUAGACUUUUAAGAGCCGUUCAAGGUAGAAUUGAUAGAGCCUUUUCAGGAUCGAUAGAACAAGCAGCCUUAAAAGAUACGAUAAAAGAACAUAAAUGGAGAGACCAGGUUUAUCGUAUCGAGCAAGAUGAUCAUGUUAUAAAUACUUUUCCUGAUCGUUAUUUACCAGGCGAUUUUAUUGUACAUUAUGCGCCUAUAGGUCAUUGUCCUGCUAAACAAGUUACGAAGGGAUUGAGAAAACUUAAAAAAAUUGAAACAAUUAAAGGUUAUAAUGCUGAUUUACCAUUUUAA